Messenger RNA from Mauremys mutica (yellowpond turtle), 1035 nucleotides. It is a transcript of the gene MUC15, whose product is annotated as mucin 15, cell surface associated. The transcript is spliced from 3 exons. Bases 1 to 1035 code for a protein of 344 amino acids. The record is from RefSeq and is a predicted model, not a curated record. NCBI's taxonomy places the organism in Eukaryota, Metazoa, Chordata, Testudines, Geoemydidae.
AUGCUGCCUUCCAGUGGAAUUCUUUUUAUUUUGCUGCCGGUUAGUUUAUGGUGGACCAGAAGCAAUGGUUACAGUAGUACAGUCAGUACAAACACUGGCAAUAGUUCAACUACAGAUACAACUCCACCUACACACCAAGGAAUUUCACAUCAGUUAGGUCUUACUGAAGAUAAUGGAAUAACUCCUUCUGCUAUAAGCUAUGUUGCACCAACAACGGGCAUUAAAAAUGCAACAGAAAGUACAGUAAUAGAGAGCAUCACUCAAAGCAAUAGUGUAUCUCAGAGUUCCUCUAACACAGUGUUAUCUUUGAUUUCACAUGUGGAUAAGGGUUCAACAGAGGGCACAAAUACCUCUGCCAAAAACGUCAACAGAAUCUCACCAUCUUCAACAAUAUCCAUAACCAUGAGUGACACUUCCACAGUGACUGAAAGCAACAUGCCUACAAAUACUGGUGUAUCAUCGAAAACGGAAACCAAAAACUUCACUUCAGUCACCUAUAAGACCAGUUCUACUGCAACAAUCUCCACUAAAGACUCUCUAAAGAGCUCCACAGAAGUCUCAUCCACGAACAGUCCAUCAAAUACACUGACCACAUUAUCCACACACAAGAGUGGCAGUGUCACAACAGACUUCAAAACAAUUUCACAGACUACAAAAAACGUACACCAGAAUUUCACCAACCAUUCUAUAGUCCCAUCAAAUCCGAAAGAACCCAAUAAAGAGAAUCGCCACAGUGCAGGAGUAGUGCUUGGUGCGAUUGUGGGAGCCAUUCUAGGAUCUGCAUUAAUUGGUCUGAUUGGGUACUUUAUAUGUGGGAAAAGAAAGUCUGGCUCAUUUUCCCAUCAACGACUUUAUGAUGACACAAGGAGUGAACCAGGUCUCCGAUUAGAUAAUUCAUCACAUGAUGUGAGCUUUGGUGAUUUGUCUUAUUACAACCCCAGCACAACAAACGAACCAGCAGCACCGAACAGCAGAGGAAGACCUUAUGAUGGCAUUCCAAUGGGUGACAUGACUUCAUCUCAACCCUCAGCAUAA